Messenger RNA from Solanum verrucosum, 2209 nucleotides. Its product is annotated as putative pentatricopeptide repeat-containing protein At3g16890, mitochondrial. The transcript has a single exon. The coding region runs from base 41 to 2170 and encodes 709 amino acids. The record is from RefSeq and is a predicted model, not a curated record. Lineage: Eukaryota; Viridiplantae; Streptophyta; Magnoliopsida; Solanales; Solanaceae. Gene Ontology annotation, molecular function: protein binding.
CCGACUUCAGAAGGACAGCUUCAAAGGGGAGUGAAAGAGUAUGAGAGGGUUUUCCUCUGUAGCUUCAAGGGCUUCUUCACCUGCUUUCACCAAUCUCUCUAAACAAAACCAAAAUUCCCUCACACCCAUUACUCCAAAACCCUCAAAUCUUCAUUCUGUUGCCACCACUAGCAACCCCAUUACUCAACAAAGUUCACCCAGUAAGCCGAAGCCUUCAUUCAAUUGGAAUUCCAACACUUCCAUAGCAGCUAAAAAGGUAAACUUUCGAGCAAGUGUUAUUGAUCAUAAGUAUUUUUCCCAAAUUCUUGCAAGAAAAGACUGGUAUUUAUUGCUAAACCACGAGUAUAAAGCCAAGAGGGUUACUUUGAAUCACCAAGAAGUUGUUAGUAUUUUGCAAAAUCAAGAAAACGCAUUACACCCCUUUAGAUUUUAUAUCUGGGUUUUGAAGAUUUGUCCCUCUUUUGCGAAGAAUCAAUCAGUUAAGGUGGUUUUAAGUAAUGUACUUUAUAGGAAAGGUCCCCUUUUGUUGUCAGCUGAGCUUGUUCAAGAUAUCAGAAACUCUGGAAAUGUAGUUACUGUGGACUUGCUUUGUGUUCUAAUUGGUAGUUGGGGAAGAUUAGGGUUGGGGAAGUACUGUACUGACAUUUUAGAGCAGGUUUCUUAUUUGGGGCUCGCUCCGAAUACUAGGUUGUAUAAUGCGGUAAUCGAUGCGUUGAUCAAGUGCAAUUCACUUGACUUAGCCUAUUUAAAGUUUCAGCAAAUGCAGGUAGAUAACUGUAAACCAGAUAAGUUUACAUAUAAUAUUCUCAUUCAUGGAGUUUGUAAGGCUGGGGUUGUGGAGGAGGCGCUUCGUCUGGUGAAACAGAUGGAAGGAGUGGGAUACUCUCCCAAUGUGUUUACUUACACAAUUUUGGUUGAGGGGUUUUGUAAUGCUAAAAGGGUGGACGAGGCAUUUGAGCUCUUCGGGGUAAUGAAGAGUAGGGGUAUUGUACCAAAUGAAGCUACUGUAAGAUCAUUGGUUAAUGGGGUAUUUCGCUGUGUGGCACCAGAUAAGGGCUUUGAAUUGUUAUCUAGAUGGUUAGAGAAAGAACAUGUCUUGCCUAAUGUAGCUUGUUCUUCCAUGCUACAUUGCCUUAGUACUAAUUUUUUGCCCAGAGAAGCAGCUCAACUUUUAAGAAUAUCAAUUGAUAGAGGUUACUUACUGGAUAACUCAACUCUUAACAUUGCACUGACUUGUUUAAUCAAAGGAUUGGAGCUUGAUGAUACUUGUCAGAUAUUAGACUUCAUCACUGUUCGAGGGGUGAAGGUUAGUGUUGAUAUUUAUCUUGCACUUGCUGAUGCUCUUUAUAAAGGAGGGAGAGUUGAACAGGGGAACAAAUAUAUGGACCAGGUGUUUAAGGAUGGUCUUGUAUCUAACACAUUCUUCUAUAACCGGGUCAUUGAUUGCUUUUGCAAAAUCAAAAUGAUGGACAAAGCAUCAGAUGCUUUCAAAGAUAUGCUUCAGAGAGGUGUCACUCCCAAUAUUGUAACUUUUAACACUCUUAUUAGUGGAUAUUCCAAGGUAGGGGAGGUUAACAAGGUACAUGAGCUACUAGUCAUACUACUGGAACAUGGUUUUCGACCAGACAUUUUCACGUUUAGUUCAAUGAUUGAUUGCCUUUGUAGAGUAAAUCGCAUUGACGAUGCUUUAGACUGUCUCACAGAGAUGGUUGAAUGGGGAGUUGCUCCAAACGCCGUACCAUACAAUAUCUUAAUUCGUGCACUUUGUGUCCUCGGGGAUGUUGGUAGAUCACUGAAAUUAUUACGAAAAAUGCAAGGUGAUGGAAUAAAGGCAGAUGUUUUCUCCUUCAAUGCCUUAAUUCAAAGUUUUUGUAAGAUGAAUAAGAUUGAUGAGGCUCAAAGACUUCUGAUAAGCAUGUUGACCCUGGAUUUGAUCCCUGAUAAUCAUACUUAUGGUGCUUUUAUCAGAGCCUUAUGUAACUUGGGGAGAUUUGAUGAAGCUAAGAACUUGUUUUUUUCAAUGGAAGCAAAUGGAUGCGUCCCCGAUGUUUUGACAUGUAAACUAUAUCUUGAUUCACUUAUUCAAUCAGGCCAUACUAAAGAAGCUCAGGAUGUUUUAAAGGAGUGCGGGAAAAGGGGAAUGCUAUUGGAAUCCAUCACUCCUUCGUAGUAUCUUUGAUUUAGGAGUGAUUGUCACUUAAUGCUCACA